Molecule: messenger RNA, 699 nt
Organism: Mesitornis unicolor (brown roatelo)
Lineage: Eukaryota; Metazoa; Chordata; Aves; Mesitornithiformes; Mesitornithidae
Gene: GFM1
Product: G elongation factor, mitochondrial 1
Exons: 5
Biological process (GO): mitochondrial translational elongation
Cellular component (GO): mitochondrion
Molecular function (GO): GTP binding; GTPase activity; translation elongation factor activity
Source: RefSeq, a predicted model, not a curated record
GUUUGAAUUCACGCACAAGAAGCAGUCGGGCGGAGCAGGCCAGUAUGGCAAAGUUAUCGGUGUUCUCGAGCCCCUGGACCCAGAGGACUUCACAAAAGUAGAGUUUGAAGACAGAACCGUUGGCACAAAUAUUCCAAAACAAUUUGUGCCCGCUGUUGAAAAGGGAUUCCGAGACGCGUGUGAAAAGGGCACCGUGUCAGGGCACAGGAUAUCUGGGGUCCGGUUCGUCCUAGAUGAUGGUGCUCAUCACAUGGUGGACUCUAACGAAAUCUCCUUCAUCCGAGCAGGAGAAGGAGCCCUAAAGCAAGCUAUGGAAAACGCCACCGUGCGUAUACUUGAGCCCAUUAUGGCAGUGGAGGUGAUGGCACCCACCGAAUUCCAAGGAGCGGUGAUAGCGGGAAUUAAUCGGCGUCACGGAGUGAUCACAGGACAGGACGGCACCGAGGGCUACUUCACUCUCUACGCUGAGGUGCCACUGAAUGAUAUGUUUGGAUAUGCCACCGAGCUGAGGUCUUGCACAGAGGGAAAGGGUGAAUACACAAUGGAGUACUGUAAAUACCGACCGUGUUUGCCCAGCACUCAAGAGGAAAUAAUUAACAAAUACCUCGAAGCAACGGGACGGCUCCCUGUAAAAAAGGGCAAAGCCAAGAACUGACUUUUUUCCUCUCAAGCACAUUGAACAGGUUUUCAGAGUCUUCU